Molecule: messenger RNA, 1848 nt
Organism: Aedes aegypti (yellow fever mosquito)
Lineage: Eukaryota; Metazoa; Arthropoda; Insecta; Diptera; Culicidae
Gene: GluRS-m
Product: probable glutamate--tRNA ligase, mitochondrial
Exons: 3
Coding region: 81-1664 (527 amino acids)
Biological process (GO): glutamyl-tRNA aminoacylation
Molecular function (GO): glutamate-tRNA ligase activity; ATP binding; tRNA binding
Source: RefSeq, a predicted model, not a curated record
UCUAAUGUCAAAUUAUCCUCAUCAAAACAACAUUAAUUUUUAUUAAAAAGUUACGAAAUUCCGAUGAUCUCGCCAAAACGAUGAAUUUUCUAUGGAAAACCGCACAACGACCAUCGGUGUUCAACUCGUGCAACUUUCGCUCAUCGAUAGUAGUGACCAGGCGGCGGUUCUGUGCCAAUGUCCCGGAGGCGCCAAACGAUUCCGUCCGAGUGCGAUUUGCUCCCAGUCCGACCGGAUUUAUGCACUUGGGAGGACUGAGGACAGCUUUAUUCAACUAUCUCUAUGCGAAGUCUCGGGGAGGUAAAUUUAUUCUGCGCAUUGAGGAUACGGAUCAGGAGCGAUUAGUUGAGGGAGCCACCGAACGAUUGUAUGAGGACUUGAAAUGGGCUGGAAUAGUUCCGGAUGAAAGUCCCUGGAAUGAAGGACCUUAUGGACCGUACGUUCAAAGUAAAAGGUAUGACAUCUACAAGCAGGAAGUGAAGAAGCUGAUGGAAGACGGAAGGGCGUAUUACUGUUUCUGUUCGGAGCGUCGUUUAGAAUUAUUGAGGAAGGAAGCGGUUAGACUGAGACAGGUUCCUAAAUAUGACAAUAAGUGUCGGCACCUGACACCGGGGCAGGUUGCCGAGCGAUUGGCCAAGAACGACAAGUUUUGCAUUCGAUUCAAGCUGGAUUCCAAAGCGGACGAGUUCCAGGACAUGAUCUAUGGCAAAAUCGUUUACUUCCUGGCGCAGAACGAAGGCGAUCCGGUCAUUAUCAAGUCGGACGGAUUCCCAACGUAUCAUUUCGCGAACGUUGUGGAUGAUCAUUAUAUGAAAAUAACACACGUUCUGCGAGGCGUCGAGUGGCAAAUAUCUACUCCUAAACACAUUCAAAUGUUCCACGCUUUCGGUUGGAAGCCUCCGCAAUACGCCCAUCUUCCUUUGGUGAUGAACCCAAAUGGAUCGAAACUGAGCAAACGACAGGGCGAUGUCCAGCUGGAUCAUUACCGUAGGAUGGGCAUAUUCCCUCAGGCGUUGCUCAACUUCAUAACACAAAGCGGGGGAGGUUUCGACAGGGAACUCGUGGAUGUGAUUGGACCGCAGAUGAAUGACCUGAUCAAACAUUUCGAUUUGAAGAAGAUCAACGCACAUUCUAGCCGACUGAAUCCGGAUUUGCUAAAGCAGUGCAAUCGCGAAGAGAUCGAGUACCAGUUGAGGCACUCGGAGGAGAAAGCGAAUGCCCUGGUGAAGGAAGUGAUACGAAUGGUCCGGACUGAGUUUGCGGACAACGUGAAAGGGCUGGAUUUGGACGAGAAACACGUUCGUGAGGUUUUGGAGUGGUCGGUUUCGCGGAUUGACACCUUGCAGGACCUGGUGAAGGGGAAGCUUUCCUUUCUGUGGGUGCUGCCGAAGACUUCCAAAGAUAAAACUAUCGAUAGUGACAUCCUGAAAGUGCUGGCGCAGAACCUUGCCUCCGAGGAGGAGACCGCAUUUACCAAAGCCGAGCUGAGCAUAUUCCUGAAAGCAUUUGCCGAACGUAACCACCUCGUGUUCGAACAGUUGAUGAAGUCGUUGCGAAGUUGCCUCAGUGGCCUCAAGGAAGGUCCCGGUGUGGCGGAAAUGAUGGAAAUCUUGGGCCGUGAUAAGACAAUAGAACGCAUCCUGCUGGCAGCGAAAAGAAAAUAGACUUUGCUGUUGGCAAUCAAUCACUGAAUGUGGACUUUAUUAUUUCUCUAAUUUUUGUUCGGAGAAAGUUACGUUAUCCUCUUGGGUAAGACAGAUAUAUGUUGAGAGUUAUAAUGUAUAGUUAGUUGUAAUAAUAAAUGGUAAACGUAAACUACCAAUUGCUAGUUUGCUGGUUUCAUUUUCA